UGCUGCCAUCCCAGAGAGUAGCUGUGUCUGCUCUGAGACCUGUGGAGCAUUAUAUCUCUGGCUGAGCUUCCUGAACUCGCAGGUUUCAUUAUCACUUGUGGUGGUUGAUAGUGUUCUAUGCACCGAGAAGAGCAAACCAGCGAGGAAGCGCCAGCAUCUGACGGCAGGUGAGAGGUGAAGAUCAAUGUAAUGACUGUGGUGCUGGAGAGAAGAGACCCGGCUGGAGCAGUGCUUGGCAGGAGCAUACUUCACAGGACUUCACAGGACACCACAGGACAUAGCGGUUGCAAGCCGUUUAGGGUAGGCUUCAACAGAAAGCUUCUGAAAAGCCUCGGGGGACGCUUUGACUCUCUGAAGCUAAAGACGGAGGACUCAACCUCACUUCCUCCCUCCGCUCAUUUGGGCUUCCUGUCGUCACAACGUGAUCGUAUUUUUUUCACCCUCCACUUCUCCUUUUACACAAAUAUCUCCCGACAUCCGGGUUAGCAGCCUUGUCACAGCCACUUCAAGUAUAAUCACAGAAGCCUGCCUAAAGGAUUGAGGAGCAGUGCCUGAAUAAGGGAAAGAAUAACACAGCAUGAGCAUGAGUAGUUUGAAACUGCUGAAGUAUGUCCUGUUUUUCUUCAACCUACUCUUCUGGUUCUGUGGCUGCUGCGUUUUGAGCUUUGGGAUCUACCUCCUGAUCCACAAGAAGUUCGGGGUGCUCUUCUUUAACCUCCCCUUCCUCACGCUGGGCAAUGUGCUUGUCAUCGUGGGCUCCAUUAUCAUGGUGGUUGCCUUUCUGGGCUGCAUGGGAUCUAUCAAGGAAAACAAGUGCUUGCUGAUGUCGUUCUUUGUCCUGCUGCUCGUCAUCCUACUUGCUGAGGUGAUCUUGGCCAUUCUGCUCUUCGUAUAUGAACAGAAGCUGAACAAGUAUGUGGCUGAUGGUCUGACUGACAGCAUCCAACGUUACCAAUCAGAUAACAGCACCAAGGUGGCAUGGGACUCCAUCCAGUCAUUUCUGCAGUGUUGUGGUGUAAAUGGCACAAGCGACUGGCCCCGUGGCCCACCAGCAUCUUGCCCUUCAGAUUCACAAGUUAAGGGUUGCUACAUAAAAGCACAACAGUGGUUUCAAUCCAACUUCUUGUAUAUUGGCAUCAUCACCAUCUGUAUAUGUGUGGUUCAGGUGUUGGGAAUGUCCUUUGCACUGACCCUGAACUGCCAGAUUGACAAAUCCACCCGGGUCCUAGGACUAUGACCUGCAACCUCCCUGUGCUGGAGAGAUUUGUCUCAUCUUUGGAAAUCUAAAACCACUUAUAGCAUGAAGCCCUAAAUAAUCACCUGCUGCACUGUUGUCAUCAUCUUCCCUUCAUCUCUUCUCUGCUUGGGUCUCUGUCUUAUACAACUGGAGAAGAGAGUGUUGGUCAGAUACUUCCCAUCUCAUGCAGCAAGACAACUAUUCAUCCAUUGAUGGAAGCAAGGUGGUAAAAUACCUGGGUGUUUUACAGAAGUGAGAGACCAAGAGAACUUAUGGCGCUAGUAGGUCAAAACCCAGGGGCAAGUCUAGGAUUUGAUGUUUUGAAAAUUACUAUUGUUAAAUCAGUCUCUAGCCUCUAAACCACAUCCAGUCUGCUUUCCAAAGUCAAGCAAAAGAAAGCAGAGGAAAGCUCUGGGGCCAGGCUCACUGGAUUCUUGUCACAACCCUAUGUUUCCUUUCGCUCUGGGGGCCUUGGUUACAGGAAUUAACAGAAAACUCUUUCCCCAAAGGGUGAGGUUUCAUUUCAACUUCUUUGUUAAAUGCCUUAUUAUUGUAAGUCUUUCCAGAUAAAGAAACUAUCCAGUGAUUCAUAUCUUGACUGCAAAUAUCUUUUAGCCUUUGAUUUACAUAGUCAUGGAAGAACUCAGCAGUCCAGUAUCUCUGGUGUAUUAGCUGAUAAUCUCAUUCAGAAGAGCUCUGGUGUAACUUCUCUAUCAGAUAAGGUUUUGUUAAUGUGCUAUUUUUAAUUCUUCAAUAAAUAAAAUAGCUUAUGACCUCAA
Molecule: messenger RNA, 2016 nt
Organism: Oryctolagus cuniculus (rabbit)
Lineage: Eukaryota; Metazoa; Chordata; Mammalia; Lagomorpha; Leporidae
Source: RefSeq, a predicted model, not a curated record